This is a messenger RNA of Harmonia axyridis, 1736 nucleotides long. Its product is annotated as annexin B9. Gene Ontology annotation, molecular function: calcium ion binding; calcium-dependent phospholipid binding. Lineage: Eukaryota; Metazoa; Arthropoda; Insecta; Coleoptera; Coccinellidae. The record is from RefSeq and is a predicted model, not a curated record. Gene Ontology annotation, cellular component: cytoplasm. The transcript has 7 exons. Bases 170 to 1141 code for a protein of 323 amino acids.
AAAUCCAAGCUGGCACAGCAGAUCGACGCUGACUGCUAGCAAUUUUCACUCAUUUUCUGUUACACGAAUCCUUCCGUGGGUGUGUCUUCUUUCCACAGCCAACCCCAACUUUAGUCCUUCGUUUUGCUUGUAUCUGUUACACACCAAGUCAAUUCAACACAAUCGCAAGAUGACAACUGGUCAACAAUACUACCCAUUCAAAUGUACCCCAACUGUCUACCCUGCAGAUCCCUUCGACCCCGUCGAAGAUGCAGCCACCCUCAAGAAGGCCAUGAAGGGCUUCGGCGCUGACGAGAAAGCCAUCAUCGACAUCUUAGCAAGGAGGGGCAUUGUACAAAGAUUGGAAAUAGCCGAAACCUUCAAAACCUCCUAUGGCAAAGACUUAGUGUCCGAACUCAAGAGUGAACUUGGUGGAAAGUUUGAAGACGUCAUGGUUGCCUUGAUGACUCCCCUGCCUCAAUUCUACGCCAAAGAACUCCACGAUGCCGUCGCUGGUUUGGGAACAGACGAAGAGGCCAUCAUUGAGAUCUUGUGUACCUUGUCUAACUACGGAAUCAGAACAAUCGCCCAAUUCUACGAGAAUAUGUAUGGCAAACCACUCGAAAAGGAUUUGAAAGAAGAUACUUCUGGACAUUUCAAAAGAUUAUGUGUUUCUCUCUGCCAGGCUAACCGUGAUGAAAAUCAAGGUGUGAACGAAGCACAAGCUACUGCCGAUGCUGAGGCCUUAAUUAGCGCUACUGAUGGCUGGGGUACCGAAGAAUCAGAAUUCAACAAAAUCCUGAUCACUAGGAGUUACCAACAACUUAGGGCAACUUUCGCUGAAUACGAAAGAUUAUCUGGAAAAGACAUUGAAAGUGCAAUUAAAAAGGAAUUCUCUGGAAGCAUAGAGAAAGGAUUACUUGGAAUUGUCAAAUGCGUGAAAAGCAAAGUAGGAUACUUUGCCGAACGUCUCCACGAUAGCAUGGCAGGUUUGGGAACCAAUGACAAAACUUUGAUCAGAAUAGUUGUUUCAAGGUCUGAAAUCGAUCUGGCUGACAUUAAACAAGCAUUCUUGGACAAAUAUGGAAAAACAUUGGAGAACUGGAUCCAGGGUGAUACGUCCGGAGACUACAAACGAGUUCUUCUGGCCAUCAUUGACUAAUUCACCAAUUCCUUAUUCAUGAUAAGCACCAUCACUGUGCCCUACUACUACUUAACGCAAGCUUAUCGAAACUGCCAUAAAAGAAAUGUUCAAAAUUUUUUUAUAUCUUUUAUAUAUUUGCAGGAUAAAGCUCCGAGUCAACUCAAAUAUGUACUGACAGUUUUGAGCUUAGUUGGAGGUUGUUGAGAUAUUUCGCCUCAGGAAACGUUAAGUCUAUUAUAUUACUCAAAACGAAUCGAAUUAACUUAAAACUUAGAUAUUUGUUUUUAUUUCUCAUAAUUUUCUGUUCAGUAUUAAAUGAUGAAUUUCCAGUAAUAUGUCAUAUUCUACUUAUAUUAUGGAAAAUGUUGCUUCAGUUCUGUAUGCAGAGAGAGUAUUUAUUCAAGUUUUGUUGUAUUUGUUAGAUCUUGCUUAACAAAGUAGGGAUAUUUAGAUUGUAUUGAAGUUUAAGAAAGUUUAAUAACUGUUUCAAUAAGUACUGAGGUUCAGGGCACGUUUCCCUAAUUAUAUAUUUUAUUGUGAAAUGUUUUACACAUGUGCUUUAAUUGGGGCUUUUGAAAUAAAAUAUGUACAAAUUAAAUUUUCUACCAAAUUU